Branchiostoma belcheri (Belcher's lancelet) is the source of this 2101-nucleotide messenger RNA. RefSeq names its product transmembrane protein 180-like. The transcript has 5 exons. The coding region runs from base 395 to 1678 and encodes 427 amino acids. NCBI's taxonomy places the organism in Eukaryota, Metazoa, Chordata, Leptocardii, Amphioxiformes, Branchiostomatidae. The record is from RefSeq and is a predicted model, not a curated record.
GUGGCUAAGGUUCAUCUACUUCUACUAGUAUACUUAAGAGUUGACAGGUCAACAACGUACACCUACUGACAUACACAAAACUUUUGAAAAGGAGACCACCGUCUGCCAAUGAUUUUUGGCCGUUUUUGCUGUCUUUUUGGAACCACCAGUGACCAGAAGAAACAUUUACCGCGGCUGUAACGCAAAGUUUUGCUGGAGUUGGGAGCAGAAGAAGACGGGAACUGCGGGCAACGUCACGAUCACGUACGGGCACGUCGGCAUUUACAGCUUGUGAUGUUCUUGGACUUUGGACCUUCGCCAAGGGGUAUCCAGGUACCUGUACAGCAGCUGCCCCAGUGCACCUUGCUGAAGCCCUGACAGACAGGGAGGAAACCCUGCCUUGCAUCCUGAAGAUAUGCAUCUGAGGAUGAAGCUGCCAAGCCUGGACAAGAAUGCUGUGGCUUAUGCUUCAGUGGCAUUUGCCAAUGCUAUGAUGAACCCUCUCUUCAACUUCUACUACGUGAAACUGUUCCUUAACGGCUACAAGAUCUCUGAAGUUUGGUUCAACCAGGCCCAGGUGAUAUACAUGAUAUGGAAUGCCAUCAAUGACCCCCUUUUUGGCUACUUCCAGGAUACCUCAAAUUUGUCAUGCUUUCGACGGCGACAAACGUCUAUCCUGUACGGAGCACCUCUCUUUGCACUCAGCUUCCUCAUCCCUUGGUUUCCAUGGGGACAGUACGAGCCUGAUGAUUGGCUGAUUGGUCUGCACCUGAUCGUGGCACUGAACCUGUAUGACACCCUCUUCACCUUCGUGCUGCUCCAACACUGCGCCCUGUUCACGGAGGUCUCCAGGAGGCAUGAGGACAGGGUGCAGCUGAUGAGGUACUGUCUGGUGGCAGGGCUGCUGGGGACUGGGCCGACCAUCGGCAUCGCUUCAGCCAUCUCCAACAACAUGGAGAACCUGCACAACUUCCGCAUCUUCACACUCCUGGUGGCGGCCCUGGCCUGGGCCAGCAUGCACUACGCUGCACUACACAUCCGCACAGAGCUCGACGACGCACGAGACCACGCCUUUCUGGAGGCUGAGAGUCAACCUAAGGAUGAUGGCAAUUCUAGUUCUUUCUGGAAAUUGAUGUGGCAAAUAGUUAUACAAAAGAACUUUGUUCUGUUUAUCACUGCUCUGCUUCUGAGUCCAGUUGUUGAGCGGGUGGGGUCAUAUCGGGUCAUCCUGGCCUCCUUCUACCUGGAGUUGGUGUGUGCAGUGGGUAUGUUCCUGGCAGGGCCACAACCAUGGCUGGUCGUUCUGUAUCUGCUGAUGGACAUGAGCAUCCCAGGAGCAAUUUUCAACCUGGUCGACAUCUCUGUUUCUGACAUCAUCGAUGCUGACUGUAAAAAAUAUGCCAGAAAGACUCCAUUGUCAUCCAUGUUCUUCGGAAUGAAUGCGUUGUUCACCAAGCCGGCACAGUCGCUGGCACCAAUGCUGGUGGUAAGCAUCCUGAAUAGGUAUGGGUAUGAGGACCUGGUGCGGAGCACCUCUGAACUGGGCACAAGCACUGCUGGGCAUGACGAGCUCAGGCAGGUCAUGUUCCAUAUCUUCUGCCUUCUCCCUGCAACCAUUGCCUUCCUACAGAUCCUUGUCUGGAAACCCUACAGCCUGAAGGACAGCCAUGUCUCCACAGCCAAGUACAUCGACACUUAAGGAGUCAAGGAACAACCACAUGAAGUAGUUUCCUCGAACCUUUCAGUGAAUAAUUGAUAAAUGAUGUAAGAUUGUACUUUUUUUAUGUGAAGGGCAUUUGUUUAAAUUCUGACAAUCUGUAUGUUUAAGAAUACAAGAUCUAUAAUAUUUUUCUGUGAGCAAGUUUGAAUAUCAGCAGGUGUGUUGCAAUAAGUUUCAUUAUGCUCAUAUCUUGCAUUUCUUGAAUAAGUUUGCAAUUAAGUUUUACUUAGCUUUACUUUAGUGAUGACAUCACAGAGUUGUGCUGAUAAAAAUUAUUUAUUUCCUGCCCUGUCGUGGUACCUUCCGACAGUAGUGGAGCAGACAUGAUUUUCGACAUCAUUCUCCUGUAGUCACAGCUGGAAAUCUUCACAGUUGGUGUUUAAGUAAAGAUAACUUAUCUGG